Molecule: messenger RNA, 746 nt
Organism: Pneumocystis carinii B80
Lineage: Eukaryota; Fungi; Ascomycota; Pneumocystomycetes; Pneumocystales; Pneumocystaceae
Exons: 3
Coding region: 46-702 (218 amino acids)
Molecular function (GO): mRNA binding
Source: RefSeq, a predicted model, not a curated record
ACCAUCGCUUAACCCUCAUCAAAACACUUAAUAUAAAGGUUAUUAAUGGCUUCCUACAAUCAAUCCUAUCCAUAUUACGGCCAGAAUUCUUCGUCCCAGAUGUAUCAAAUGAUACCUCAAAUACAUAAUCCUUUUCAACGGCCAGGACAACUUAACUUUUUUAUGACACCAGAAGAGGCGGCUAUUGCAGAACAACAGUCUAUUUAUUCUUCAGAGAAUAGGGAGAAUGCUAAACUUCGUCAUCAAGCACGAUGGCAAGGAAAGGAAAAGCGAAUAACAGUAUUAAGAGAAGGAGGAGGAUCAGUAUGGGAAGAUCCGAGUCUUCUUGACUGGAAUCCAGCACAUUUCAGGCUUUUUGCAGGAGAUCUUGGUGGAGAAGUUUCAGAUGAGACAUUAUUUAAGGCAUUUCAACAAUAUAAAAGUCUUAGUAAAGCAAAAGUUAUUAGAGACAAAAAAACAGGAAAAAGCAAAGGAUAUGGAUUUGUAGCAUUUAAAGACCCAGAUGAAUUUGUAAGAGCAUGGAGAGAAAUGAAUGGUAAAUAUAUUGGAUCACAUCCAGUAAAACUACGUAAAGCAAAUACAGAAAUUAGAGCAGUAUCUAUUCAUCAAGAAAAAUUGGAACAAAAGAAAAGAGCAAGUAGAUAUGAACAAGAAAAAAUUCAAAGUGGAAGAAUAAGUAAAAAGACAAAAAUAAAACGAUAAAUUUCAUUAAAAAUCAAAUAAUUAACUUUAAUUAAUUAAUAAAU